Molecule: messenger RNA, 3044 nt
Organism: Cydia fagiglandana
Lineage: Eukaryota; Metazoa; Arthropoda; Insecta; Lepidoptera; Tortricidae
Product: growth hormone-regulated TBC protein 1-A
Exons: 6
Coding region: 138-1151 (337 amino acids)
Source: RefSeq, a predicted model, not a curated record
CAUUGUGGGUUAUGUACCAUUUAAAAAGAAGUUGUAUAGAAACUUAAUUAUUUUGGGGGCGUAAUAAGAAAUUUCAGUGAAGGUAUAUAUUUAGGUACUGUUUAGAAAUGAUAUAAUUACACAAACAUACUCGGAAAAUGGCAGAGUCAAACUUCAGUAAAGUCGAUGAAUAUGGAUUUGAGAGGCACGAAGAUUUCGAUUUCGAAAGCUAUGAACAAUUCAUGUCAGUUUACUUACGAGUUCUCGCAACGCGUGCUCAGAAAUGGGCCUCACUCCUCGGCGAAGGAAAGUCGGUCAAGCGCACUAAUACCGUCAAAAGAUACGUUCGCAAAGGAAUUCCAAGUGAACAUAGGCCUGCGGUUUGGAUGGCCAUAUCGGAAGCAGAAAAGAUGAAAAAUCAAAGCCCUGAUCUUUAUCACAAAAUUUUAGACAGACCCUUUGAAAAGGAAUUGGUAGAUUUAGUUAAAACAGAUUUACCUAGGACAUUCCCAGAUAAUAUUUAUUUCACAAAGGAAGCUAAUCAUCAGACACAUCUAUUUCACAUACUUAUAGCAUACGCACACAACAACCGUGUGGUCGGGUAUUGCCAGGGACUCAACUACAUUGCAGGUUUAUUGCUGCUUGCAACAAAAAGUGAAGAGGUGUCAUUUUGGUUGCUGAAAGUACUUGUAGAAAAGAUUCUUCCAGACUAUUACACCAAGACUAUGGAUGGAUUGAUUGUAGAUAUAGAAGUUUUAUCAGAGCUUGUCAAAUCCAAAGUACCAGAUGUUCAUCAACAUGUGAUAAACUUGGGACUUCCCUGGGCUGUCAUUACCACCAAAUGGUUUGUUUGUCUGUUUGCUGAAGUUCUGCCCAUAGAGACAGUGCUAAGGAUAUGGGAUUGCCUGUUUUAUGAAGGCUCUAAAAUUUUGUUUAGAGUCUGCCUGACAUUAAUAAAAUCCAACCGGGCAGCAAUAAUGUCCUGUAAUGACUUCACAUCACUAGCAGAAUGUUUUAAAGCGAUUGUGAAAAAUGCUAGCGCUCUGCACUGUCAUGAAUUCAUGCAGGCAAUAUUUAAAGUACCUGGUACUCUGUCAAACUCGACUAUAGCGAAACUCAGAGCCCGAUUUGCAAAACAACGACGUGAACAGCUGCAAAAAGAGCAGCGGUAAGCUUUUUGCGGAGUUCACCCACAAAUAUUGAUCUCACCUUUUUUUAAUACUAAUCAGACAUGUCUUUCACAACUGGUGUGUUACUUAGAGUUAAGUAUUGGGUGGUCAAUUAGACCAUAAUCUUAUUGUUUUAGCUAGGUAGACUCAGUAAGUUGAACUAUUGUUAACUAAAGCAAGAGCAUCUAGUGGCAUAGCUGUGCCCUGUAUCAAAAGCUUGUAACUUGUAAUACAAGUAGAAGUCCCUUUUUGACAGGUUUUAAUAGAAAGAGACUUCCACUUGUAUUACAAGUUACAAGCUUUUGAUAAACAGGGCACUCUGGUCGUUGUGUUGUUACUUGUUUGUAGUGCACUGUAUAUAUAGACUUUUUUAUUCUCUAUGUGAGCUCUGUGCCUGACCAUGGCAUUUGAGUACCGAAAUGGAGUUAUCCUACAGUUUAUUUAAGUAUUUAAAGGAACGCAUUUAUGCACCGUACAUCUUGUAUACAAAAUAUUGAUAUGGAACUAAGGAGAACAUUUAGCAUUUUCAAUAGAGGACAAGAAACCCAUUGUGCUAAAUAUUUGCUAUUAUUUAUAGCUAUUCAGUAAAAUAUUUUUGUUUGUUUUAAAUGUAUUUUUAUUAUAGUUUGGCUACUUUGGCUGUAGUUAUGCAUUUGCUGUUGAGUGUAUAACUGAAUUGUUACUCAAAUUCAUAAUACAAAUUUAGGUGUAUUGAAAAUAUACCUAGAUACAUAAAAAAAUCUAUAUUUAAAAUUAAUUACUUCAACAAUAUAUUGAAAUUGAUGUACAGGUACAAGUUUCAUAUAGUAAAAUAUGUAUUAAAUAUUACAUUACCAUAUGUAAAGGCAAGUUUAGACUAAGACUAUUUUCAGUCGCCUAAAAAAGCCACCGUAUAAACAGUUUCGGUGCCGUAUUUUCCGUCAUGCCAGCGCCGGCGCGGAAUAGAACACGUGCCUUUUGGCGCCAGUGACCUCCGUCCGCGUCUCUCUCUGCCCCCGCACCUAUUUUUCGGACUCGUGACAUGUCACUGCAGAUCCAUUUUCUUACCAAAAUUCGUUACUUCUUAUGUAUUUCUUCCUCCAACAUAUUAAUCAGCUCCUCUAGUAAUAACGCGGAUAGUUUGAUGAUGGAGAUCAUAGCGUAGAAAGACUGGCGCAAAAACUAGCACCGUCGACUGUGGCGGCGUGCUAAUGUCUGGUACUGAAAAGGCACUGUGUAAACGACUAGUGUCGGUUUGCUGGACACUGGCGGCGAGAUUUAGGCGGCUGAAAAUAGUCAUUGUCUAAACGGUCUGAAGAUGUGCUGUAGGUAGACACUAGCGCCGUAUUUAGGCGUCUCCAUCUAAAUCAACCAUAAGAAGGUAUAUUCUCCACUUUGUGUAGUGUAAUUAGAUCAACUAUUUUUGUAAAAUUUAGAUAAUAUUGGUUGUCAGUGUAAUGAAAGAAAAACCUGGACAUAACAAAUUUCUACCUGGCCUUAAUUUACUGUAGCAUGGGAUCUGUGCAUCAAGAACUUUUUCAAUAUUGAAGAUUCUUUUUAUUAAUUUUAUCGUAAAUUAAUUUUAGUAUUUACAGUUGCCAAUCACAUCAGACAUGGUCAUGACUCACUAAUUUCUAAACAAAAUGUCUAUUACCUAUCAAAAUAGUGCUCCAAGUGCUCUUGUGAAAUUUGUAGAUUUUGAGCAUGCACAUGGUUUGCCAAUGACUCAGAUUAAAAAUAUUUGAAAUGUUAAAGGGAAUGAAGUGUAUAGACUCGAGCACCUUUAAAGCCAUUGAGUUUGAAAAAGUUGUGUCUUGAUGCCUAGAACCUUAAGUACUCCCAAUCAGCUCUACUUCAGAGCACAGUUUCAAGGCAUAAAUUAUGUUAAAGAUAUAAAAUAAACUAUGUUAAAUGUUG